Medioppia subpectinata is the source of this 1478-nucleotide messenger RNA. Lineage: Eukaryota; Metazoa; Arthropoda; Arachnida; Sarcoptiformes; Oppiidae. The record is from the annotation of a GenBank genome assembly.
AUGUUAGGGUCGGGUCGGGUGUUGGGGUCGGGAACACAGCAAACAAUGUCUGUCAAAGAGUUGGAGCGAUUUGUACGACAUUUUGUCUUAAAGUGUGUUCAAGUGAUCGUUCAGUCAAGACUUGGUUCCCAACGGAUCAAAACCGAGUCCAACAAUAGGGGCAAUGAUUGGUUCAAUUUAGCCAUUAAUGACAUCAAAGACAUCAACGAACAGACGAAGAAGUGCUUGGAAUCGAUUGGAUGUCAUUUGGAUGGCAACCAAAAGCAAGUGAACAACUCUUUGAUUACUAUUAAAAACGAUUGGAAGAUAUGCUGCGAGAUAUCGCUGAAGACAAUGGACGGCAAUUCAAUGACACUCGAGUACUGGUUUGUGUCCAACGAGACCAACGACAGAGACAACAGUGAGGCUCAUUCGCCCACAUCUCAGGUGUCGGCCAACUCUCCCACACUUAUCUCCAAUGUGUAUAAGAAGAUGAGUCUUAUGUUGAAGUCCUUGAUUUCUGUGACCAGAGCCACACCCGCUUACAAACUCAGCCAAAGGGGUCAAAGUCCCGACUCAUUCGUUAUCUGCUAUCGGGUCUAUCGAUGCGAUUCAGACACCAAUGUCUUCAACUCCGAGGAAGAGGCCCAACACUUCUCGUCAACCAAACAUUUGGGAUCUAUUAGAAGUGAUUCCAACGAACUCUUUGUUUCAUUCAUAUAUCGAACUGAUUUGACAAUCGAUUCGAAGACAUUUAACGAAAACAUCACCACAAAUGUGACGCCAAUUCCCAAAAGUCCUCAAUUGCUUCCUCUAAAGAACGAUCACUUCAAGAAAGAGGAGAGACUUAAGACAAUUGAAGAGAGGGAUCCAUCCAAACCAUUGGUGGCUGCGUUUGCUGUCCAAACAGAUAACAAUGCGGAUCACCUGAUACUCAUCCCUGAGCCGCCAUUCAGUAGUCUCUUACCAAAUGAGGACACAAUCGACAGCAUGAAAAGGAUAUCAUCACUAAAACCGCCACAAAAAUCUGAUCCAAUAGUCAUACCAACCAAGAGUGUGGUCGAGAACAGCAUUACUUCUUCGCCCAUCUAUUCCUCGUCCGGCGAUUCGUUUGUUUUCGUGGAACUAAAGGCGCCGUUCGCUUGCGAAGAGGACCACGAGUUGGGCUCCUUCUUCAACGGCCCGUCGCCCACAUUCACCGGCAGUUGUGCCGACUCUAUGGGAGACCUUUCAGAGCUGACCACAACCAUAGCUGAACUCGAAUCCAAUGCUCAACAAUGGGAUACUUUUGUCGAUUCCAUCGACCGGUUGACCGAAAACGAAGAGCCCAUUAAAGAUGUUUAAAAGAGAUGAUUAUAUUUUCCCUUCAAUUGUUUCAAUCAUUAAAUUACAAAUAAUUUUCUAUAAAAAAUCAUUUAAAUGUUAAAAACUCGAAAUCAUUUAUAAAGUAAAUUAUAUAAAAAUAUACGAAUAAAAUAUAUAUAAAAGUAAUGUUUUAA